UGGGCUUCCGUAGAAAUGUCAGCGUAAUCGUAUGUUAACAUAAGGUUGGCUCAGCUUUUUUUUUUUUUAUCGUGGCCUUUUAUGGUAAUGAUGAGACAAACCAACGAGUAAACGAUGACAGCCAGGGCCGACUGUCGCUCCGUCUUUGAUUUGGGCUUAAAUGAUGGGGCUUUUGGAUUGAGAGAGGUGAACCCCGUCCCGAAGGAAGGUGUAAUAGCUGGCAACGCCGCAGAUUAUGUGGAAGAUAAAAGUGCAGAAGAUGACAGGCGAGAAGGCGACUGCAACCUGGUUAGAGAGGUGUCAGACAAGAUGGUCUGCUCAGCCUGCAGAUACCCCUUUACUAACCGUGAGGAGCAGCGGGAGCACUACAAGCUUGACUGGCAUCGGUUCAACUUGAGACUAAAGAUGGCUGGAUUGCCGCCCCUCACAGCAGAGGAGUUUGAGAGGAAGACGGGCGCUGGAGACCUGUCAAGUAUCUCAGGCUCAGAGUCUGAUUCAGAGGAAGAAGACUCAGAUAGCGAUGCUGGGGGAGUAAGCAGAAAUGUCUCUGACAAAGACAAGGAGAGCUCAGGUGAAACUUCUUUAAAUACCGGUCGGCUCUCCAGUAAGGUGGUUUUCCAAAACACAGCAGGAGAUUAUCUGUCAGUCUACCGCUGCAUACUGCAGGGAAAGUCAGAUGAUGAUGCAGAAUCCUCUCUGAAAGCCAUAACUAAGAAGACUGUGUGGGUCAUUCUCAUGACUGGUGGAGGUCAUUUUGCUGGUGCUGUAUUUGAAGGAAAACAAGUCCUUCUGCACAAGACCUUCCACCGGUACACAGUACGAGCCAAACGAGGCACCGCCCAGGGACUCAGAGACUCUCAGAACCGCAGUCACGCGCCAAAAUCUGCAGGAGCUGCUCUGAGGCGUUACAAUGAGGCAGCAUUAGUCAAGGACAUUCAGGAUCUUCUUGUAACCUGGGUUGAACAUUUGAAAGGGGCCUCUAAAAUAUUUGUACGAGCUCCUAGCUACAAUAAAACUAUCUUCUUUGGUGGUCGAGGGGCUCCCCUUGAAAAAAAAGAUCCCAGGGUCCACACAGUCCCCAUUGCAACACGCAGGGCAACAUUUCGAGAGGUACAGAGGGUACACGAGGUGCUUUCUACUGUUCACGUGUAUGGCAAAGACACAGACAUGUCUGCAGUCUUCUUUCCACCGAAAAAGGUGUGGAAACGAGCCGUUAAACCCAUAGUAGAAAUGAACACAGAUGAAGAGAAAGAAGAAGAAAACCAUGACAGCUCUGAUAAAGAAGCGGGUGGGGAGAUCCAGCUGGAGAUGGUGGAGAUGACAUUAGGAACCCUGGACCUCAGGGAGUAUGAAAUCCAUCCCUCCAGGCACAAGAGGAGGAGAAGGAGGAGAAAGAAGGAGGAAGUUAAAAUUCCAAAUGAAGAAUCGAAGCGCAUAGAAGCAAAUAGUGAAGAAGAGGAACUGCCAGAGGUUACACCAGCAGAAGAUGCCCCUCAAGAAAUGCAGUCAAAGAACAAGAAGAAACAGAAUGUACUGAGCAAAAAACAAGCGGAUGACAUUGUUGAAGAGUCAUGUGACUACGGCCUGAGGGAUGCGCUCUUUACAGCCUGCAAGGUUGGGGAUGUGGAUGCUCUACGUACAUUCCUCCAGCUCCCUGUAGAAAUGGCAGAGGGUCGAGAGCAGGCGGAGAGCAGACUUUCUGACACCUCGAGUCCACUAAAUAAGCCCAUCGACUCAUCAGGGUUCACAUUACUACAUGUUGCCACAGCUGCUGCACAAAAGGCAGCGAUCAGACUGCUCCUAGAAAUGGGAGCGGAUCCCUCCUGCAGGGAUAAUAAAGGGCAGACACCGUAUCUCGUCGCCCCUGACAAAGACACGAGGAACGUUUUUCGUAAAUAUAUGGGGGAGAAUCCUGACAAAUACGACUACAGCAAGGCACAAGUCCCUGGGCCGCUGACGGCAGAGAUUGAACUGAAACAGCUGGAAAAGAAAAAAGCCCAAAAGACACAGAAAAAGCGUCGAGAAAAAGAGCAGAAAGACGAAAGGAGGAAACAAGAGCUGGAGGCAGAGGAAAAGAAGAAGUUUGCAUCUCUGACUGAUCGUGAAAAGAGAGCUCUGGCAGCAGAGAAGAGAUUUGCAGCACAAGUUGCUGCAACAGGAGUCAGCAUCUCUAACAUCAAGAGGUGCUGGUCAUGUGGGGAGUCUCUGCUUGGAAAGAUCCCUUUUCAGUACCUGGAUUAUUCAUUUUGCACUCCUCGCUGUGUCCAAGCACAUCGGAAAGCAAAUGCUCCUCCAGGAAAGACCUAACAUCAACCUGGAAAUAUUUUACUUGGAGGGACUCGACCUCAUUAAAAGUACCAGUUAAUUAAGACUCUGACUUGCCUCACUUUUAUUGUGGCAGAUGAUUUUAAACACCUGGAUACAUAUACUGCCUGUAAUAAAAUCACUGUACAACUUAUUUGCAGUAUCUGUAAUCAUGGAAAAGGUCAA
Archocentrus centrarchus (flier cichlid) is the source of this 2490-nucleotide messenger RNA. RefSeq names its product ankyrin repeat and zinc finger peptidyl tRNA hydrolase 1 (gene ankzf1). Gene Ontology annotation, biological process: ERAD pathway. The transcript is spliced from 16 exons. Gene Ontology annotation, molecular function: protein binding. The record is from RefSeq and is a predicted model, not a curated record. The coding region runs from base 115 to 2307 and encodes 730 amino acids. Lineage: Eukaryota; Metazoa; Chordata; Actinopteri; Cichliformes; Cichlidae.